Anopheles maculipalpis is the source of this 1221-nucleotide messenger RNA. Its product is annotated as platelet glycoprotein V-like. The coding region runs from base 1 to 1221 and encodes 406 amino acids. Gene Ontology annotation, cellular component: extracellular matrix. The transcript is spliced from 2 exons. The record is from RefSeq and is a predicted model, not a curated record. Lineage: Eukaryota; Metazoa; Arthropoda; Insecta; Diptera; Culicidae.
AUGAUACCACAAACAAAUUGUCAACUGACCGUGUUCCUGGUCUGUACCCUACUGCUGUCCCUUUCAGCAACCGAUGCCGGCCCAACGUUCGAAUGUGAGCUCGAAAAGCGUGCCGACGAGAAUGUGUGCGUAUUCCGCAACGUUAUGUACGCCAGCAAUACUACGAGCGCUACGUUUAAGGCUCCGUCAGGCAAGAUCCAGCAUGUCGCCUUCGAGGACAGUACGCUUGAGCAGUUUCCGAAGGAGCUGCUAAAUGCAUUUCCCGAUCUGCGGUCGCUUAGUGUACCGAACACAAACCUUACCACGCUGAUCAUUCCCACGAAGCUGGAGCGUCUGAUCGCUUCGGAUAAUCAAAUUUCGCAUGUUGUCGUACACCAGGCGCGCGAUAGUACUACCAUGCUGGAGUUGAUGCUCGAUUCGAACCAUCUGCGCGAUGUGUCCAAUCUGACGCGGUUGGCAAAGCUGGAGAUUCUUAAUCUGAGUGGCAAUAAGGAGCUGCCCAACGAUGGCACUAUCGAGCUGGGACGGUUCAAGGGUAUGAAUGGGUUGCGUCACCUGUUACUCUCGGAUGUUGGUGCGUACUACCUCGAGAAUGAAAAUGACGUGUCACUACCGGAGCUAGAACUGUUGGACCUUUCGAACAAUAAUCUACUAACGUCCAGCUUGAACGUGAAGGUGUUUGCACCGAUGAAGUCGCUACAGAUUCUUCGGAUCGGGUACAACCAGCUCAACGAUCUGGAUGUAAUGCAGCUAACGCAGAAUAAUGAGCAGCUAAAGCAGAUCUACCUCGAAGGUAACCAUUUCAAGUGCGAUCAGCAGCGCUUGAUUCUGGAUCAUCUGAGCAAGGCUGGCGUUGAGACGCCCAUCACCAACAAGCAGGCCCAGUGCGUGUCCGGUUUUGAGAAGCAGGACAAUAUGUGCUGCAUGCCAGAGAUGCCCGGUUCGAUCGGUACGCAAGUGCCACCGAAGCAGGUGGGCGGUGGACAAGAUAACCGAAUGACGGAUAGAACGUCUACCAACACGGAAUCAGGGAUGGUACACGGUAAGGGCAGUGCAAGCACAAGUACUGUCACACCGUCUACUUCUGCUCCUGCAGUAAGCGUGCCGAAGUCGAACGAGGACGGCAAAAGCGUGGCUACGAUGGUAACGUUGGGUAACCAUAGCUGGCUCGGCGUGCUGACGUUGUUGGGGGCUACCAUUGCGAAACUAAUUCUAUUCUAA